CACUUCAGCUCUAAUGUCGGUCCGAAUAUCAUGAGCUGCAUGUUUCUGUUUACCCAAGAUCCGCACCACUCACCCGGCACGUUCAUCCCGACUCCCCUGCCAACAUCUCAAUCAAGAAGAAACAUACCAGGUAGUAACAGUUCAUCCGACCUGAGGAAAAACGCAUUGAAUCGUCUUGUUUCAACAAGGUUGUUCAGGAAAUACUAGCCACACCUCCGAUUGGCCCGCAAGUUCAUCAUCAACCUCACUUUGCAGCAGCACCAUUCAAUUCAUCGAACGACUUCCAAAUACGCGACGCAGAGGAAGGUAGUACUCGGCUUGAUCCUCGGUGGAUCACCAGCGCUGAAGCGGUAAAAAGAAGUGCAUUUUUCCAUCUCUAUCUGGGGAAAACGGGAGUUACCCAUGAGCCGCGCCAAUUAGUACGAGUUUGACGUCGUGUGAUUUGUUGAUCAAUUCCGAUCUGAGACCUUCCCCGGACUUGUUUUUGUGGAGGUGUCGACUUAAACGACUUUGAACGAGUUUAACCAGCGGUUGUCUUAUUAGCCGGCAGCUCAAGCAUCAUGAAGUGCCGUACCAGAAUUAGACCAUCAUGUUCAAGGGUCAAGUGUAUAUAAGGAUCAUGUUCCCAGUGUCUUUUCAGUCAAUAUCUUGUACAUACUCAACAACAGCUUUAGUGUCUUUACAAUGUUCUUCAAUACUCAAUCUCUUGGUGUCGUGGCUCUCGCCGGAUUAGCCACGGCUGUCCCUUCAGGAAAGCAUCUUCAAACUCGUGAAGUUGGCAAGCUUCCUGCUCUUGGCUGGAACGGUUGGAAUCAAGGACAAUGCAACGCAGCUAGUGAGAAAGUUGCCCUUGCUACAGCCAAGACUUUCAUCAGUCUGGGUCUCAAGGACGCUGGAUACCAAUACGUCAACAUUGAUGACUGCUGGUCUACAAAGCAGCGAGACUCCAAUGGCAACCUCGUCCCUGACCCUGCAAAGUGGCCAAGAGGUAUCAAGCCAGUUGCCGAUGAGAUCCACGCAAUGGGUCUAAAGUUCGGUCUUUAUGGUGACGGCGGUGUCAAGACUUGCGCAGGUUAUCCAGGAAGUCAAGGCCACGAGCAGCAAGAUGCAAAUCUUCUUGCCAGCUGGGGUGUCGACUACUGGAAGUACGACAACUGUUACACACCCUGUAACACAGGCAACGCUGCCGAUAUCCAGACAUGCCCCAACAACCAAGCUCCUAGCUCUAAGCCUCGGUAUGAAAAGAUGAGGGAUCUCCUUAAAGCUACAGGAAGGGACAUCCUCUAUUCGCUUUGCAACUGGGGUUAUGAUGAGGUUUGGACUUGGGGUGCUCAGGUCGGACACAUGUGGCGAAUGAGCCAGGACAACUGGGGCAAAUGGGCGGAUGUUGUCCGUAUUGCUAACCAGGCGGCACCUAUCCUGAAGUACACUGUACCCGGCCACUACAAUGAUCUCGAUAUGAUGAUCCUUGCAAACGGUGCUCUUACCCCUGCUGAGGAGCGCACUCACUUCGCCAUCUGGUGUAUCACCAAGUCUCCUAUCAUUCUCGGAACCGACAUGACCAAGCUUAACAGCGAUGAGGUCAAGUUGAUCACAAACAAGGGCCUUCUCGCCGUCAACCAAGACUCGCUCUCCAAGCCUGCUGUGCCUUUCACCCCUCCCAACACUCCCACCAAGGGAAGCGGCGAGAUCUACCCUUACUGGUCGGGUCCCAUCUCAACCGGAACAGUUGUCGCCAUCGUCGCCAGCAAGGGCAACUUGAACACUCAGCUGAACCUCAAGGACGUUCCAGGACUCAAGGAUCAGGAGUAUUCGUGGACUGAGCUUCUGACUGGUGCUAAAGGAAAGGGCAAGACUGUUUCCGCUAACUUGCAGACACACGAUGUUGCCGUCUUCCGCAUCGACCACAACUAAGCCCAUGAGUUGAGACUUUUCGAAGUGUAUAUAUUUUGAAAGUGUAUCUACGAUUUCACGUACAAAGAUUGUUGGAGGAUGCUGCUACACAAGACUGAUUAGUGGGUAGGCAGUUAGUACAUAGCAUGAAACUUGGUUCAGCUCAAA
This is a messenger RNA of Fusarium verticillioides 7600, 2061 nucleotides long. RefSeq lists its product as hypothetical. The record is from RefSeq and is a predicted model, not a curated record. NCBI's taxonomy places the organism in Eukaryota, Fungi, Ascomycota, Sordariomycetes, Hypocreales, Nectriaceae. Gene Ontology annotation, biological process: carbohydrate metabolic process. The transcript is spliced from 5 exons. Gene Ontology annotation, molecular function: hydrolase activity, hydrolyzing O-glycosyl compounds. The coding region runs from base 685 to 1914 and encodes 409 amino acids.